CAGAUGCACCAACUUUGAACCCUGCUGUGGCCCCGUUAGCAUGGAUGCUGGGGACCUGGGUGUCAGAUCCCCUUGGGGAGGGGGAAUUUCCCUCUAUACCAUCAUUUCGCUACAUGGAUAAAGCUGUCAUAUCACAUGUUGGCCAGCCUAUGCUGCAUUUCAUGUUUUGUGCCUCCAACCCUGAUAAUGGGAAGCCACUGCACAGAGAGUGUGGAUUCAUCCAUGUGAAGCCGAGAACCAACAAGGUGGCAUUUGUAUGCGCCCAGAACCUAGGUGUUGUGGAGGUGGAAGAAGGGGAAGUGCAGGGGAAACAGCUCACUCUGACCUCACACUCACUCGGCAGCAUUAGCUUUGUCAAGAAGCCUCACGUGCAGCAGAUUUCCCGCACCUUCCGUCUGACCCCCGAAGGAAAACUGGAGCAUACAAUCUGCAUGGCGACCAGCACACAGGCCAUGGCUCGUCACACACGGGUUACAUACAAGAAAGUGACUUCAUAA
Messenger RNA from Staurois parvus, 497 nucleotides. The record is from the annotation of a GenBank genome assembly. NCBI's taxonomy places the organism in Eukaryota, Metazoa, Chordata, Amphibia, Anura, Ranidae.